Myxocyprinus asiaticus (Chinese sucker) is the source of this 15345-nucleotide messenger RNA. RefSeq names its product zinc finger homeobox protein 3-like. Gene Ontology annotation, cellular component: nucleus. The transcript has 10 exons. Lineage: Eukaryota; Metazoa; Chordata; Actinopteri; Cypriniformes; Catostomidae. Gene Ontology annotation, molecular function: DNA-binding transcription factor activity, RNA polymerase II-specific; RNA polymerase II cis-regulatory region sequence-specific DNA binding; zinc ion binding. Bases 2967 to 14498 code for a protein of 3843 amino acids. The record is from RefSeq and is a predicted model, not a curated record. Gene Ontology annotation, biological process: regulation of neuron differentiation; regulation of transcription by RNA polymerase II; brain development.
GUGUAUUAUUGCAUUGAAAUAUUACAUACAAAAAUGAAUUAUUAGCAUCAAUUGUAUUAACAUUUUCAAUGUUUAAUUCUUUAAUAAUGCACACACUAAUCAAUUAUAAUUGUACAGCACACAAUAAACACAUAUUUAUUAAUAUUAUUUUAAGUGCAAAUCAUAUAUGUUACUUACAGUGGAAGUAAGUUAUAGUAGUUGCCACCACAUACGGCCAUAUUCUGAGAAACAAUUCUAUUCUCUGUAUUUCGUUGUGCAAAUAAAAUAUAAAAAAUGCUCCAGUUACAAGACACAUGAACCAAAAAGUUAUAUCUGAUCAUUUUCCAAUAAACAUUAUGUAAUCAAUGUAAGUAAACCGGUUAGUUGUAUUUGGCAGGAUUAGGGACCCUUAGAGUUGUCAAUAGUAAAAGUGCUCAUUGAGAGAGUGUGAUAUUGUCAUUUCUUUAGUCAGAAUCAACAAUAGAAUUAUCAUGAGAAAGGACACUGGCCUGGGCUCACAGGUUGGAUCUAGGGACACACGCUUUUGAUUCGGGAAGAGGGCGUUUUAAGUGACCACUAAGAGUAUAGGAGAACUGUUUUGGGGCAAAGUGGAAAAAAGUAGACCUGUGGAGAAACCCACCGAUCUAUACUACAUUUGUUACUAUUGAUCAAAUGUCACCUCUUUGAACGCGCGCGCUUGAAAGUUACACUACUUAUCGCGAAUUAUAUACAGUAUAAAAAAAAGAAAAAGAAAAUACACAUGCAUGUAGAGCGUAUUAAGUCAUUUUAUCGGGCCAUGCUGCUUAAGGAAUUUUUUGCAUACAAUUGAAAUAUGUAACUAAAGAAGCAACACUUCUAUACACAUGUAGGCUAUUUUGUUUAGAUUACAAAAAGAUUGGCUAUUAAAAACAAGUUAAUGCUAAGUUUAAAGUAAUACUAUACUGUGAUAUAUAGUCACGAAAUUACAAGACCAAAAGUGUUAACUGAGUAACACAAUGUUAAAGAGAAAAACUUCUAAACAGAUUGCACCAUCUCUCUCUCUCUCUUCACUUAUUGUGUGUAUUUGAGAGAGAGAGGGGGGGAAGAGAGAACGAGCAGGGGGUACAGAAAGACAAAAUUUCAUUUUUUUUUUUUUCAAUAUUUUAAUAUGUCUAACAUUUUGUUUAAAAUCAUGUAUACAGUGAUUUCCGGUCUACUUUCUUUACAAUGUACUUUUAAAUAUGCAACCCUUGUCUUAUCAUAUAUUGCUCCUCGUCUCAAAAUAAACGCAAAGUAAAGCCUCUAUGUACAGCGUGUUUAGGUCUAGCAGAAAUCUCAGUCAGGAAUUAUAUCAAUUUGUCCAGCAAUGCUUAAAAGAGGAAGGUGAUUGCAUUUGCGCUGUCUCGUUUAUGCACAGUUUUUCCUCGCAGUCUGUUGCAAUGUCUUGAUUCAUCCUCGUUCAACAAAUCUCUCAAUAUCUAGCAUGAUGGGACAGACCGUGAGCGUAAAUAUAGGCUGUAUAGUAAAGCGUUACUACGAUAGAAUACAUUUCAUUUAUUGCACUUAAAAAUGCCGACUUGUAACUUUUUUCUUUCUUUUUUUUUUUUAUACAAAUGCUGUGUUCCAUGCAUAAUAUGCAGAGUGUUGCUAACCUGUAAUUUCAAGUCAUAGUUUAAAAAUGUCAGAAAAUCCCAACACUUUCUUAAAAAAUGCAGAUAUAACCCAAUAUUGUCAACGUGCACGCUUAAUUAUCAUAGACUAUUUAAGACUGUAAUGUGCAAUUGUUUUUAUUCUAAUAGUCACUUUAUGAAUGUGCACAGAAGUUACCACAAAACAGCCUUACAAUCUGCAGAUUGAAUAUCUAUCAUCUAUUUAUGAUUUGUUAAUACAUGCGUUGUUCAUGUAUAGCGCGUGCAGUUAAGGUGAUAUCACUACUUUUUGCAUGCACCUUUUUCAACGAGUCUUGUUUACGAUAACGUAGGCAAGUGCAUAUCCAACACAAAAAUAUCUCAAGGCAUUUUUUUUAUAGCUAUAUUUCAAAUGACAAGGCUUCAUUGAGUGCACUGCGUUGUAUUAGGCUAUGCUCAUAAAGCUGCCUUUCUUUCGCUUUUGCUUAUUUUUAAGGAAAUACAAUCUAAACGUUAUAAUUCCUGUUAUAAAAUGAUUUUAUUAAACCAGAGGUACAUCUAAAAGUAUGGAAAACUUGUUGGCUUUUCUAAGUGCCCUAAAUUAUCUCCUGCAACGACGGGUUUUCGAGUCAAAAUAUGUGUCAUUUCAUUUGAUAAAGAUACUCGGUUUGAUAAACACACUUAAACGAGCGUAUUUCUAAACAUAAAACUAGCAACGAGCGAAAACACUGUGCAGCAAGGGGCUGCGCGCGCGCUUCUCCACUAUUAACUUUCAGUGUCUUCCUUCUCAUCAAACUCUUACUUUGUGCUGUGCUUAAUUCCAUAUUUUCAAUUCCCGAUCAGUACUUUUCUCUUUUUCGUUCUCCAUCUAUCUAUCCAUCCAUUCCUCCCUCCCUCCUCUAUCUACCCUCCUCCUUCUCUCUCUCCUCGGCUCUCUGCUGAAUCUUAUUGAUCCAGAAGGUGGCUAAUUAGCCCUUCCCGUCGUGCCUGUGUAAUGAAGCACAUGCGCACUGAAUUAAUCACAGCCAUUUUUUGCAGGAAACUAAUUAGCAGGAAUAAAGAUCCAAAGAGUUUUUUUCUUUUCAAUCAUCAGAUCUCACUUUCGCCCCUUCCUCUCUCCCUCUAACACAAGACUCAUCGCCUGCUUUGCAUCCAAAUUAUUUUUAUAUUGCCUUUACAACUAAUACUCUGUUUUUUUUUUACUCUCCGCAACAACAAUGAUCUUUCUUUUACCAGCAUCCUAAACGCAAACUGACCAAAAGGGACUGCCUUGAUGGGAUCUUUAGCCAAAGCGUCUCAAUACUGGAUUAAAAAGCACGGAUCACAAAGCGGCAGCAAAACAUUGCUUGGAUGCGAUGAACGCCUCAUGUAGGCAUCAGCAUGGAAAGCUGUGAGUCUCCCGUGGUUUCUGGGACAGACGAUGGGCUUGGCUCCUCUGCCACCUCCCAGCAGCAGCUCUAUCCACAGCCCUGGAACGAUCACACUAACGCACAGGUCUCACCCUGUAACCAGCCCUCUUCCUUGGAGCCCUUGUCUCUCUCUGCACCCCACCCAGCUCAUCUCCAGAACCCCAGCACACCCCGCGAAACUGUGAGAGAGCAGCAGCAACAACAAACACGGUCGCAGGCUCCCAGCGAUAGCUCCGCUACCGGACGGCUGCACCCUAAAGCAGAGGGAAUAGAGGAGGAGGAGCAAGAGGGAGUGAGCUGUGGAGAAGAGGACGAAGAUUUGGAAGACUUGGACGAAAUGGAGAUAGACAGCUGUUUCCCAAGUCUGCAGCCCUUCCCUGGUGUUCCCAUGGUGCCAAGUGGAGGGGGCAUGCCCAUGCUCAUGCGGCAACAACCCUCCCAUCGGAGAGGAGUCACAGAGAGUGGGAGUGAAGGAGAGGAAGAGGAGGAAGAAGAGAGUAGUGACGUGGAAAACCUGGCGGGAGAGAUAGUCUACCAGCCUGAUGGCUCUGCCUACAUUGUGGAGAGUCUCAGCCAGCUGAUCCAAAGCGAUGGGAGCAUGGAACCAGGCCUGCUCUCCUCAAACUCUCUCCCCAGUGGGGGAAAGCCAGGGGAGCCUGCAGGGACCUCUUCUUCUGUGUACCCUCAGAUCAUCAACACGUUCCAUAUAGCCUCGUCAUUUGGAAAAUGGUUUGACUCCUCAGACCAAGGUUUUCCCAAUACCUCAACCCUGGCAGGCCUCAGUCCUGUCCUGCACAGUUUCCGCGUCUUUGAUGUGCGGCACAAAAGCAACAAGGAUUACCUGAACAGCGACGGGUCUGCCAAGAAGUCCUGCGUAUCCAAAGAUGUUCCCAACAAUGUGGAUUUCUCUAAAUUUGAUGGCCUGGCCCUGUAUGGCAAAGGCAAGCCUAUCCUCAUGUGUUUCCUCUGCAAGCUGUCCUUCGGCUACGCACGCUCCUUUGUCACUCACGCAGUCCACGAUCAUCGCAUGACCCUGUGUGAGGACGAGCAUAGGCUUUUAGGCCACAAGCAUGCAUCAGCCAUUAUACAGGGCAUUGGCAAGGACAAAGAGCCACUCAUUAGCUUCCUAGAACCAAAAAAUAAGAACUCUCCUCCAACACCCACCCUGGUACCCAUGAACUCAGGCCAGAGCUUUUAUGGCACAUUCAGUGGGGUUCAUUUAGAAGGGGGAGGCAGUAGUGAAGGAGGUGAGAGCCUCCUAAGCAAAGACUCUAAUUCGGGUCUCCAGCAACAAGCCCUCCUCACACUGGGGGGCCUUGGCAGCCCUAAACCACCCUCCCUUACAUCAACCCCAUGCCCAGCCAAAGACUCCAGCACUCUGUCUAAGACGCAGGGUAGGAGAACAGAGGGGUUUGUGGGGAAAGAGGGGACUCAUAGAGGGGAGGAUGGGGAUGCAGGAACCUGUGAAAGUAAGGCUCUCCUUCCUGGUGAGGAUAUGGCCUCAGAGGAAGAGGAGGAGUUUCUUUUAGAAGAAGAGGAUGAAGAGGUAGAGGAUGAAGGCCAUGGGGUGGCCUGUAGUGGAAGUAGCAGCGGUGGCUUAUUUGUGGGGGAACUGGCUGUUUCAAACCAAAGCAUCUCCAAAUCUCCUUUAUUAAUGCCUAGUAACGCUCUCCAGCCUUCUGCUUCUCUCUCUGCAGCCAGCCCCACACUCAGCAGCAAAGCUUCUGCUUCCAUGUCCUCUUCCUCUAUCAGGGGGUCAGAGGAGGGGAUGGCUGCAGAUGGUGGGGGGAGGACUUCAGAACUCCCUCUGAGCUUUAACUGCCAGGGGUUCACAGUCCCCAUGGCAAUGGUGGCAGCCAUCGGCAGAGGGGGUGAAGAGGAUGGGGCUGCCUGCUCCUCUGCGAGCACAUCCUCCCCUCUUGCCUCCAAUGCCGCUGCUGAGGAAAGUGCCAAUCGAGAUAGUGCCACAGCUCCUGAACCAAAUGAAUGCCCAGCAGAGGGAGAUGAGGACAGCACUGCCCUCCUCCACCACCACCACCUUCACCACCAUCACCACCCACACCCUUCACCCAAUGCCCACACGCACCCCCAUCAUGCAGCUGCUUGUGACAUGUCAGGAAUGGGUGACUGCACCCAGAACCAUGGGGCUGGGGGCAAUGGAGGAAGCGGGGUGGAGUGCCCAAAGUGUGAUACUGUCCUAGGCUCUUCACGCUCAUUGGGUGGCCAUAUGACCAUGAUGCACUCACGUAAUUCGUGCAAGACACUGAAGUGUCCUAAGUGUAACUGGCACUACAAAUACCAGCAGACCCUGGAGGCCCAUAUGAAGGAGAAGCACCCUGACUCUGGAGGCUCCUGUAUGUACUGCAGCAGUGGGCAGAGCCAUCCCCGCCUGGCCCGAGGGGAGAGCUACACUUGUGGCUACAAGCCCUUCCGCUGUGAAGUGUGCAACUAUUCCACUACCACCAAAGGAAACCUAAGCAUUCAUAUGCAGUCUGACAAGCAUCUUAACAACAUGCAGACAUUACAGAAUGGAGGAUCUAUUCCAACUGCUGGUGAACAGGUGUUUGGGCAUGCGCCUGGUGGGGUGGUGCCUGUUUCCUCUGCUACCCAGGCCAGCAGCCAUCACCCUAGUCACCACCACCAUCCAACCCAGUCCUCCACCCACAUGGCAGGGCCCUGUGGUGCGCCCUCACCUACCAAGCCAAAAAGUAAACCCACUUGGAGGUGUGAGGUAUGUGACUAUGAGACCAAUGUAGCACGUAACCUGCGCAUUCACAUGACAAGUGAGAAACACAUGCACAACAUGAUGCUGCUACAACAGAACAUGACCCAAAUGCAGCAUGGCCGGCUUGGUUUUGGGGCCAUGCCAUCACCUUCAGAGGCUGAGCUGUACCAGUACUACUUGACCCAGAACAUGAGCCUGCCACCGGGCCCUAAGAUGGAUCCCUCUGGAGCUGAUGCCCAGUUCUUACUUGGAGGUUUUCAUCUGGACCCAAACAUGGCGGCCCUGGCCCCAGCACUAGUUGGUGGGGAUAUGGCCAUGGAUGUACGCCUGGGUGGGGGACAGCUGGUCUCCGAGGAGUUGAUGACCCUGGGUGAGAGCCUAUCCCAGACCAGUGACCCCUCCCUCAAACUCUUCCAGUGCGCUGUGUGCAACCGCUUCACGACUGACAACCUGGACGUGCUGGGCCUGCACAUGAGUGCCGAACGCUCGCUCCCCGAGGACGAGUGGAGGGCAGUGGUGGGCGACUCGCACCAAUGCAAGCUGUGUCACUACACCACGCAGCUCAAGGCCAACUUCCAGCUGCACUGCAAGACCGACAAGCACGUGCAGAAAUACCAGCUGGUGGCGCACAUCAAAGAGGGCGGCAAGGGCAAUGAGUGGCGCCUCAAGUGCGUGGCCAUUGGCAACCCUGUGCACCUCAAAUGUAACGCCUGCGAUUACUACACCAACAGCUUGGAGAAGUUGAGGAUGCACACAGUCAACUCUCGUCAUGAGGCCAGUCUCAAGCUGUACAAGCAUCUACAACAGCACGAGGUUGCGGUGGAAGGUGAGUCUUGCUACUACCACUGUGUCCUGUGUAACUACUCCACCAAGGCCAAGCUCAACCUCAUCCAACACGUCCGUUCCAUGAAGCACCAGCGCAGCGAGAGCCUGCGGAAACUCCAGCGCCUGCAGAAGGGCCUGCCUGAGGAAGAGGAGGAGUUGAGCACCAUCUUCACCAUCCGCAAGUGUCCGUCUGCUGACACGGGAGAGCUGAGUGAGGAUGUGGAGGCUGCCAGUGAGACCACCACAGAUCAGGAGGACCAAACCAAAGACAGAGAGAGUGGGGGGGAGAGGGAGCUCACCAAAGGGACAGGAUCCAACCAGUCGGAGAGGGAUCAGACGGAUUCCCCAGUCCCCUCCAAGCGGCCUUCCUCAAGGUCGGAGACAGCGGAAAGCCCCCUCUCAUCGAAGAGACCCAGGACAGCUGAGAAGAGCAGUGCAGAGCAGAUGUACCAGUGCCCCUACUGCAAAUUCGGCAACACAGAUCUGAACCGUCUCAGAAUGCACGUGAUGACGCAGCACUCAGUGCAGCCCAUGUUCCGCUGCCCGCUGUGCCAGGACAUGCUUAACAACAAGGUCCACCUGCAGUUCCACCUCACCCACCUCCACAGCGUGGCACCAGACUGCGUUGACAAGCUUAUUGCCACUGUGGCAGCAUCGGAAGUACUGCCAGCAAGCAUGUUCAUACCAGUCCCUGGACCAGAGAGAGAUUCUCAAAUCAUGCCUCAGUCCAACUCAAGCUCUGAAGACAUUAAGAAACAAACAGAGGUGCCAGAUGUUGAGCCUGAGAAAGGUGUUUGUCUGGCUACAGAUACAGCUGAAGCUCGCAAGUCUCCUCUUAAGGAGCAACAGCCUGCAAGAGAUGAUUCCACUGGUUUUGUUUGUUGGAAAAAGGGCUGUAACAAAGUCUUUAAAUCCUCCAAUGCCCUUCAGAUGCACUUCAAUGAGGACCACAAUAAAAGGCCCCAACUGCCUGUCUCCGAUCGUCAUGUCUACAAAUAUCGCUGCAACCAGUGUAGUCUGGCAUUCAAGACAAUAGAGAAACUUCAACUGCAUUCCCAAUACCAUGUGAUCAGAGCAGCCACGAUGUGUUGUCUUUGCCAACGCAGCUUUAGGACCUUGCAGGCACUCAAGAAGCAUCUGGAGACUAGUCACCUUGAGUUGAGUGAAGCUGACAUCCAGCAGCUCUAUGGAGGUUUAUUGAUGAAUGGAGAUCUGAUGAUUUUGGGUGACCCCUCACUUGGAGAGGACCAGGGAAGUCUUCUAGAUGAUGACAAGGAGGGUGAGGAAAGUGACGCAGAGGGAAAGCAAAGCCCAACUGGCAGUGACUCUGGAUCUUUGCUAGAGGAUUCUGGAUCUGAACCCAAACGAGCCCUGCCAUUUAGAAAAGGCCCUAACUUUACAAUGGAGAAAUUUCUUGAUCCAUCCCGUCCAUUCAAGUGUACAGUCUGCAAAGAGUCAUUUACACAAAAGAAUAUCCUCCUUGUACACUACAACUCUGUGUCUCACUUGCACAAAGUCAAACGGGCCCUACAAGAAUCCACCACUGGCCAGCAAGAACCAACCAGCAGCCCUGAUAAUAAACCCUUCAAAUGCAGUACUUGCAAUGUAGCAUACAGCCAGAGUUCAACACUGGAGAUCCACAUGCGCUCGGUUCUCCAUCAGACCAAGGCCAGGGCGGCAAAACUUGAAGCAGCUGGUGGCAGUUCGAGCUCUGUUACCAGUAGUGGCCCAAGUGGAAGCACUUCUAAUAGCACUUCAACCCCAAGCCCAAUUCCAGCCACUAACUCCACCACGAGCUCUAGCAACAGCAGCAGCUCACCAGCAGGAGCCCAUACAGCACAGAGCAGCAUGGGAGGUAACCAUCUAAGUCAUUCUCACAAUGUUGACAAUUUGGGCAACUCAGCAUGCCAUUCAUCUCCUUCUGAGAACCAUGAUAUGAAAAAGAAGAAAUUUGCUGAUAUACUUUCCUCAAGGGGCCAUCAGCAGCAACUCCAGCAACAGCAGCAGCAGUUGGCCCAGGCUCAAGCACAGGCCCAAGCUCAGCUCCAACAGGAGUUCCAGCAGGCUGCUCUUCUUCAAUCCCAGCUUUUUAACCCUCUUCUCCAGCACUUCCCGAUGACAACAGAUGCUCUUCUCCCACUUCAGCAGCAACAGUUGCUCUUUCCAUUUUACAUUCCUGGGGCAGAGUUUCAACUAAAUCCAGAAAUGAACCUAAGUAGCUCUUCACUAAACUUGAGUGGAUCUGCUGCUUCACUGUUGGAGGAACAAAAGAACUCUACCCAGCAGGCCCAGCAGAGCUGCUUGCAGCAGCAGCUCAUGCACCAUCACCUUCAGCAACAGCACCAAGCUCAUUCCCACUCCCAGGGUUCAAGCCAAAUGGCUUUACUUCAGCAGAGUGCUCUGUCUCACCCAGUGGACAAAAAGCCAAAGCCAUCUCCCCACAGCGAGAAAGAAAAAGAGCUGCCAAAGGAUAAAGACAUUUCUGAUAAAGCAGAGGAUCAUGCUCUAAAAGACACUGCAGAAAAUUCAAAGUCCAAAGAAAAUAAAAAUGCUCCUCAAACUGUAGUCAAUGUAAACCAUGACUCUGGAUUUCCUCCUCCGAGGAUUGCCUCAGAUGCUCGUGGAAAUGCAACAAAAGCCCUGUUAGAAAAUUUUGGAUUUGAGCUGGUAAUUCAGUACAAUGAGAAUAAGCAAAAAGCACAAAAGAAGCCAACAGGAUCUCUAUCAGGAUCCAGUGGGCCAGCUGGUAUCACCAGAGUGGUUGACCCUAUUGAAGGAUUAGAGAAGCUGGAGUGUGAGUCUUGUGGUAAGCUCUUUUCAAACAUAUUGAUUCUGAAGAGUCACCAGGAACACAUCCACCAGGCUUUCUUCCCAUUCCAAUUCCUAGAGAGAUUUGCCAAAGAGUACAGAGAACAAUAUGACAAGCUGUACCCAUUGAGGCCCCAGACACCUGAAACUGCUGCUCCUCCACCACCCCCUCCACCCCCACCCCCACCUCCACCACCCCAGAGGGUACCAACACCAAAUAUACCUGUUACUACCCCUACCCUCACACCGCCAACUGCUCCAGCCCCACAGCCUCCAGUUCCACUGGCUCAAAUCCCAAUGCCAAUGGAUCUGCAACUAUUCUCUCCACUCAUGAUGCAGCCUAUGUCACUCCAAUCAUUACCUUCUCAGAUUCCUACCCAGCUUCCAGCUGUGGAGCCCAGUCUUGCCACUGAUCUGGCCCAGCUGUACCAACAGCAGCUGACCCCUGCCAUGCUGCAGCAACAGAAUAAGAGGCCCCGCACCCGUAUCACAGAUGACCAGCUUAGGGUGCUUCGCCAAUACUUCGACAUCAACAACUCUCCAAAUGAGGAACAAAUAAAGGAAAUGGCAGAUAAAUCAGGACUGCCUCAGAAAGUCAUCAAACACUGGUUCCGUAACACACUCUUUAAAGAGCGCCAACGCAACAAAGACUCACCUUAUAACUUCAAUAACCCUCCAAUUACCACACUAGAAGUCACAAAAAUUGAUUCAAAGCCACCCUCCCCUGAACCUCAAAAGCAUGAAUCAUAUGGAAAUAAGAGGUCCUCACGGACAAGGUUUACGGACUACCAGCUGAGGGUACUGCAAGACUUCUUUGAUGCCAAUGCUUAUCCUAAAGAUGAUGAAUUUGAACAGCUGUCCAAUCUUCUAAGUCUGCCGACUCGAGUCAUUGUUGUAUGGUUUCAAAAUGCCAGACAAAAAGCCCGUAAAAAUUAUGAGAACCAGGGAGAUGGAGGAAAAGACUGUGACCGACGUGAAUUAUCCAAUGACAGAUACAUUCGCACUACCAACUUAAAUUAUCAGUGCAAGAAGUGCAGCCUGGUUUUCCAGCGCAUAUUUGACCUUAUUAAACACCAGAAGAAGCUCUGUUACAAAGACGAGGAGGAAGAGGGCCAGUAUGACAGCCAAAAUGAGGACUCUGUUGAUCUCUCGCAUGAAUACUACACUCCAACUGGGUCUUCGGGUCAUACCCCAAUGCCCUCAUCUUCAAGCCUCUGCCCUCUUCCUCCCACAUCCUCUGCAUUCUCUCAGUUGACAUCAUCUGAAAAGGAGGAGCCUACUCCUGCUAACACCUCAAACUCCGAUGAGAAAGCAAAACACUCUGCAGAAGCAUCAUUGGGCCAAAGAGAACAGACGUCAUUGAAACAGGAAACCAGUCAUCCAUCUGAGAUGCCACAGCAGAGGCCACAAAGAGAGGAAAAGAGUCAUACAGUCCCAAAGAAUCCUAAGCUCUCUUCACCAUCCCUCUCCCAAGAGCAACAGCAUAGUGGUCCCUCCAUUUCACACACCAGUCAGACCUCCCAGAGUUCCCACAUGGCCCUUAAUGCCCACUUAGCAUCUGCCUCACAGCAGCAGUUGGCCCAACAAAUGAUCCAAUAUCAGUGUGAACAGUGCAAGCUUGCCUUUCCUUCAUUUGAGCACUGGCAGGAACACCAGCAGCUUCAUUUCCUGAGUGUCCAAAACCAGUUUAUCCAUCCUCAGUUCUUGGAUCGCUCAAUGGACAUGUCCUUCAUGUUAUUUGAUCCUAGUAAUCCUCUCUUGGCUAGUCAGCUCCUAGCAGGAGCCAUACCACAAAUGUCCAGCAACUCUGCCACUUCUCCAUCAACGCCUACAUCCACUAUGAACUCCUUAAAAAGGAAGUUGGAGGAGAAAGCAGGGACUAGUCCAGGAGAAAGUGACAGCAUGAACAGUGGAGAGGAGCCACAGCGGGACAAGCGCCUCAGAACCACUAUUACCCCAGAGCAACUAGAGAUUCUAUACCAGAAAUAUUUGCUUGACUCUAAUCCCACUCGUAAAAUGCUUGAUCAUAUUGCCCAUGAGGUGGGGCUUAAAAAACGGGUGGUACAGGUGUGGUUCCAAAACACAAGGGCCAGAGAAAGAAAAGGACAGUUUCGGGCUGUCGGGCCAGCUCAAGCCCACCGUCGUUGCCCAUUCUGUCGAGCCCUAUUCAAGGCUAAAACUGCCCUAGAGGCCCACAUUCGUUCACGGCACUGGCAUGAGGCAAAACGUGCUGGCUACAACAUGGCUCUUUCCAGUAUGUUACCUGAACAUGAGGCCAUGCAGUUUAAGAUGGAACCCCUGGAUAUUUCUAGCUAUGCUCAUCUUGUCCCUUCUAAUAAUGAUGCACAAUGUUCCUCGCUGUCACCUGUGAGCAAAAACAUGGACUUGUCCCCCAGGGCUCUUCUGAGCCCAACGUCUAUCAAGGUCGAGGGAGUGGAGGAGUUUGAAAGCCCGACCAUUUCCUCAGUAAACACAAACUUUGAUCAAAAUAAACUCGAUAAUGACGAUUGUUCCUCGGUGAACACAGCCAUCACUGAUACUACCACAGGUGAUGAGGCAAAUGUUGACAAUGAUAGUGCAGAUGCAAAGCACAGUCAUAACAGUGGAGAUUUCUUGUCUAAAUCUGGGGGCACUGUCCCAUCCAUUGAGAACGAUGAACAGAUGUCUUCAGGACUGGUGAGCCCUGCAACAAGCUACUAUACAAAAGACUUUGAAAAUGAAAAUAUGAUAGAUUACAGUGAAACAUCCAGUCUGGCUGACCCUUGCUCACCAAGUCCAGGGGCCUCUGGGAGUAGAAGCAUUGAUAGUGGAGACAGGCCAGGUCAAAAGCGCUUCCGUACACAGAUGACUAAUCUUCAACUUAAGGUGCUCAAGUCCUGCUUCAAUGAUUAUAGGACUCCAACGAUGCUAGAGUGUGAGGUGCUUGGCAAUGACAUUGGACUUCCAAAGAGAGUUGUUCAGGUCUGGUUCCAGAAUGCUCGCGCUAAGGAAAAGAAGGCUAAGCUCAGCAUGGCUAAGCACUUUGGUAUCAACCAAACAUCUUACGAGGGACCCAAGACAGAGUGCACUUUGUGUGGUGUUAAAUACAGUGCUCGUCUCUCAGUACGGGACCACAUCUUUUCCCAGCAACACAUCUCUAAGGUCAAGGACACCAUUGGAAGCCAGCUUGAUAAAGAGAAAGAGUACUUUGACCCAGCGACGGUUCGUCAGCUGAUGGCUCAGCAGGAGAUGGAUCGCAUCAAGAAAGCUAAUGAGGUCCUGGGACUAGCACAACAACAAGCCAUGCAGCAACAAGGGAUGUUUGACACACCUGCCUUGCAAGCCUUGAACCUUCAGUCGGGUUACCCAAAUCUACAGGGGAUCUCCUCUGUUCUUCUGCCAGGUGUUGGCGGUCCCUCCAUACCAGGCUUUAACUCAUCCAACUCAGCUUUAACCCCUCCAAAACCUCCAAACCUCCUGAACAUGCCUGGUGCCAGUGUACCCUCACCUAGUCUCCCCACAUCUGGAUUACCUAACAAGACCCCUUCCUCCUCUUCCUUGGCCUCACCCAGCCCCGCUCAGGCCAGCACAUCUGUUGCUCACUCCAGCCCUACCCCUGCAUCUACAUCAAACUCUGUGACAACCCAACCAGGACCCCGUCCUGAACCUCCCAAAGAUCGUGAUACUGAGAGGGCCAGGGAAAAAGAGAAACCCAAGGAGAAGGUUGAGAAGCCCCCUACACUAUCCUCCGCUGGCGGCACACCUGCUCCCUCCACUUCUGCUGCCAGUGCCAAGAAAGGAAAAUCAGACACUGCUGUUCCGGCCACCUCAAUGCCGACACCUGGUAUGGAGUACGUGGUCGACACUGCCCAGCUUCAAGCUCUACAGGCGGCGUUAGCCUCAGAUCCAACAGCUUUGCUAACAAGUCAGUUCCUGCCCUACUUUAUGCCUGGCUUCUCUCCAUAUUAUGCCCCUCAGAUACCAGGUGCUCUUCAAGGUGGAUAUCUUCAGCCUAUGUAUGGUAUGGAAAGUCUUUUCCCCUACAACCCUGCUUUAUCACAGGCCCUGAUGGGGUUGUCGCCUGGAUCUUUGCUUCAGCAUUACCAGCAAUAUCAGCAGAGCCUGCAGGAGGCACUUCAGCAACAGCAGAGGCAACUUCACCAGAUUCAGCAGCCCAAAACAAACCAAACUGCUGCCCCCUCUCAAAAUUUUCUGGACCAUAAGGAAUCUGCCAAAGAUCUGGUAAAAACAGAGGAGCAGAAGAGCAAGUCAUCUGUUGAAACCUCUUCCACUCACAACAAUCUAGCCACUGAGCAGCAUGAAGUGGACAGCAAAGGUGCAGGCCCCCUUCUUGACCAAUUUAUCGUCCCCAAAGUUCAGUUCAGGCUGGCGUGCCGCAAGUGUCAAGCUGUCUUCAACAAAGAGGAAGCGGCUAUCAGCCAUCUCAAGUCGAUUUGCUUUUUUGGUCAGUCUGUGGCAAACCUGCAAGAGAUGUUGCUUCGGGUCCCCAACAGUGGGAAAGCAGCAGAGGGCAGCCUCUAUGACUGCCUUGCCUGUGACACCACCCUAGAAGGGGACAAAGCGGUCAGUCAACACCUUGUUUCAGCCUUGCACAAACACAGAAAAAUCAAGAGAUCCAGAAAUGCCAAAGAGCACGCUAUUAGUUUAUUACCUCAUUCUUCAGCCUGCUUCCCCAAUCCUAACACCACAUCUACCUCGCAGUCUGCCGCCCACUCAAACAACACCCCAUCCCCUCUGUCAACAGCAUCAGCAACUACACCGUCUUCAUCUGUGUCUGCAUCUUCAUGCACCAACUCCUCCUUCACGGCCACCCCAAAUAACACAACAGCCACAAGCAAAUCCUGGUCCCAGACCUCUUUCUCUAGAGCUUUAGCUGGGAAGCCUAAUGCCCCCUCUUCUGCAUUGUCUUCUUUUCCUCCAAUUUCCUCUCCUUCAACAGUUACCUCAAGUUCAUUGAGCACCUCAGGGGUCCAGACCUCGAUACCAACAGACGUCUUUACCGAUGAGUCUGACUCUGACAGCAGUCAGAAGUCGGCAGACAGGCUGGGCAGGCCAGCAGAGGAGCCGCAACAGCCCGGCUGUCUCAAAGACAGCAGUAGUUGUAGUAAUCUUGCUAGUGUAGGAUCGGACUCCAUCAGAUUGUAAACGCUUUCAGUGACGAACAAUGUUAAAAAAAGAAAAAAGAAAAAAAAAAAACAGAAGAAGAAAACACAAAAGAAAAAAGAAAAAAGCAGCAAUGUUUAAAAUGUUUAAAAGUAUACAAACCCAUUUCAGAAAAAGAUGUGUAAAGACUAACUGCAAUUCCAAAGCUUGUAACCAAAAAUUUUAUUGUUAGUGGAUUGUUUUCCCAUACCAACAUAAUGGUUUUAGUUUAUUACAACUCUUUUAUAUAUAUAUAUAUAUAUAUAUAUAUAUAUAUAUAUAUAUAUAUAUAUAUAUAUAUAAAGAGAGAAGAUCAUAGCCGUUAACAGUUGAUAGUGGAAUGCUAUAUUGCAGUGGACUGCCUCAAAGUUAUUUGAAUGGCCCCCAACCCUCUUUACAAAAGUCAGCAAACUGUCCCUUGUUUGCAUAAGUAUUUUCGCAUUAUAGCACAGUCACAAAGCCAGUUUGUACUGUAUGGGAGAAUAGUCUUACAGUUUUCUUGCUAUCUAAGCAUUCAAAUACCAAUGGCUUGCUAAAAAAAAGAAAAAUAAUGUAAUGUCUAUUUUAUUCUCAGGUCAACAGCUCACAACCUUUUCUUGUUACAAAAAAGUCAUUAUUUAAUUUUGUUCCAAACAAAUGAUAGACAUUUAUGUUUUUGUGUGACUUUUAAUGGCAGAAAGUAUUCAGAAAUGAUACUAACUCAACUAAAGUCUCUGGGCAUUCAAUCAGUAGCUGAAUUGCUGGUUUUAAACUUUCUUAGUUUUUGUGUUUCCCUUUUCUUUUUUCUUUUUUUUUUUCUUUUUCUAACAGGAGAGUUAACGAUCCCAUUUUACCCAGACACAAAGAGCAU